Setaria italica (foxtail millet) is the source of this 1007-nucleotide messenger RNA. Its product is annotated as gamma-glutamyl peptidase 5. The transcript has 3 exons. The coding region runs from base 67 to 870 and encodes 267 amino acids. The record is from RefSeq and is a predicted model, not a curated record. Lineage: Eukaryota; Viridiplantae; Streptophyta; Magnoliopsida; Poales; Poaceae. Gene Ontology annotation, cellular component: cytosol.
GCUCUCAGUUGAGAUCGAUCGUUUCAGGUCUGCAAGCUUCACGUCUCUCUCGUCACCCAAUCCGCCAUGGUUGCCGUGGAGGCGGCGGCGAGGCCGAGCAGGCGGUACGCGCUGCUGAUGGCGGCGCACGACUCGGAGUACGUGCUCAAGAGGUACGGUGGCUACCUCCACGUCUUCGUGGCGGCGUUCGGUGGCGCCGGCGAGGCCUGGCACCUGUACCGGGCCGUCGACGGUGAGCUCCCGGGCCCGGACGACGACAUCGGGGCCUACGACGGCUUCGUGAUCAGCGGCAGCCCGCACGACGCGUACGGCGACGACCCGUGGAUCCUGCGCCUGUGCCUCCUGGUCCGGAAGCUCCACGCCAUGCGCAAGCGGGUCCUCGGCGUCUGCUUCGGCCACCAGCUGAUCUGCCGCGCGCUUGGCGGGCGCGUCCGCAGGGCCCCCAGCGGCUGGGACGUCGGCGUCAGGGAGGUGGCCAUCGCGGACGCGGCGGCAGCCGCGGCGCCGUGCCGGUUCCUCAACGCGCUGCGCGAGCGCGGCCAGCUGCCGACCCGCGCCAGGAUCACCAAGAUCCAUCAGGACGAGGUGUGGGAGGUCCCGGAGGGCGCGGAGGUGCUGGCCUCCUCCGACAAGACGGGCGUGGAGAUGUUCCGCGUCGGCGAGCACGUGCUGGGCAUCCAGGGCCACCCGGAGUACACCAUGGACAUCCUCCACAGCCUCGUCGACCGCCUCCUCGCCGCCGGGUCCAUCACCGUGUCGUUCGCCGAGGCCGUGAGGAGACAGGUGGAGGCCACUGCGCCGGACAGGGAGUUCUGGCUCAAGCUCUGCAAGAGCUUCCUCAAAGCUGAAGAAGAUCAGGUCUGCGUAUGAUUUGGAUCUGUGUGGUGUCCGUGACAGUUUGUAACGGUAGAUGCAUGAGGUGCCCUGUUUUGGCAUCAAUUUAUUCUGAUGAUAAAGUGCAUGCUAAUGUAAAUAGUACUAGGAAAUUUGGAAUAAGCAGAGCUUGG